This is a messenger RNA of Baudoinia panamericana UAMH 10762, 1527 nucleotides long. RefSeq lists its product as uncharacterized. Gene Ontology annotation, molecular function: poly(A)-specific ribonuclease activity; nucleic acid binding. The coding region runs from base 1 to 1527 and encodes 508 amino acids. NCBI's taxonomy places the organism in Eukaryota, Fungi, Ascomycota, Dothideomycetes, Mycosphaerellales, Teratosphaeriaceae. The transcript has a single exon. The record is from RefSeq and is a predicted model, not a curated record. Gene Ontology annotation, cellular component: CCR4-NOT core complex; CCR4-NOT complex; P-body.
AUGUCCAACCCUUUCCAGCAGCUAAAUCAGCAUCAUGCGAUACCACAGACUGCGCAUUAUCAAUCACAAUCGACACACAUACCCAACACGUUCAACUCACAGCAAAGCUUCGGAUCGAAUGCGCUGAAUGGAGGCAUCUCCGCCUUCCAGCCCGCUUCCGCGUACGGAGGCAGCGCAUUCAGCACAGGCGCAGCAGGCGCGACCUUCAACGGCGGCAUGCUCAGCGGGCAAGGCCAGGGACUCGCCUCCGUGGCUGCUCAGCAAGGCUUCGCACGUGGCGCAGCCAUGCAAGAGCACACUCACCAGGCGGAAGCAGCCGCGAGCAUGGGCUUGAGAGGCGGAGCGCCUGGCAGAAUACGCGAAGUAUGGAAGCAGAACCUCGAGCAAGAGUUUGCUGUCCUGCGCCAAUUGGUCUUGAAAUACCCUUACGUCUCCAUGGAUGCCGAGUUUCCAGGUAUCGUAGCGCGACCAAUUGGUAAUUUCGCUGGCAGUAAGGCUGAGUAUCACUACCAAACGCUCCGGUGCAAUGUGGAUAUCCUCAAGCCCAUUCAGGUCGGCAUCACGUUGUGGAAUGCCGACGGCGAGCUACCACCCCAACAAUCUGAUCAUGCGCUGCUGAACGAGCUUGGCCGAUCGAAGCCUGCUUUCCAGCCCAACAUCAUGUUCCUGCCAUGCACGUGGGUCUUCAAUUUCCAGUUCGACCUUAACGAAGACAUGUACGCCGAGUCUUCGAUUGAGCUCCUACGCAAUGCUGGUGUAGACUUCCAGCGGCAUCAAGACCAUGGCAUCCAGCCUGAAGCUUUCGGUAGCCUACUCACAACCAGCGGUCUGGCCUUUACCGAAGACGUCAACUGGCUUAGUUUCCAUAGUGGAUAUGACUUUGGCUACCUCAUCAAAUUGCUAUCAAACGACGCGCUUCCGGCCAAGCAGACGCAGUUCUUCGAACAAGUACGCAUCUUCUUUCCGCGAUUGUGGGACAUCAAGUUCCUCCUCCGACACGCGCAGCGCUUACGCUCACAAGGCCGACUUGGAGUCGAGGGCUCUCGCGUGAUUGAGAAUCUUGGCCAGAAAUCCGGCCUGCAGGACAUCGCGGAUGAGCUUGGCUGUCAGCGCGUCGGUGCUCCACACACGAGCGGCAGCGAUGCUUGGUUGACGGGUCAGGUCUUCUGGGCAAUGAAGAAUCGCAUCUUCAGCGGCCACCUAGACGAGGAUCUGGCGGAUCAGAUCUACGGGUUGCACGGCGUCGGCGCGCCGGCGUCACAACAGUACCGUGAUGAAUUCUUUGCCGCUCAAGGUACGCCACAGCAGCAACCAAAUGGACUGGGUGGCGGUAUGAGCGCUCUGCAGGGUGGUGCGCAAGGGUAUACGCCGAAUAACCCGUCCACGCCGACAACUUCGCAUGCCGGCCUUAAUUCGCAGACGCCAGGCCCGGGUAACCUUGGCCACUAUGGGGCGCAUGGAAUCACUCAAGGUCCGUUUGGCACGACGUACAAUUAUGGCUAUGGAAGUGCUGGUGGAGGCAAGUAG